AUGUACUUCUGUGGGAAAACUGAUGGAAAAACAUUCACAUUUUCUAAUAUCAUAGUCGUGGCUGUGACAGGGCAUCCUCAGGUAAACAUAUCAGUGCUCCAAACUCCAGUACGGGGGUCAGUUUCUCCAGGAGAGUCGGUCACUCUGCAGUGCACGGUCCUCUCUGAGAUCAGAGCAGCAGAUCUCCGAGUGCUCUGGUUCAGAGCUGCUGCAGGACAAUCCUUUCCUGAAAUCAUUUACACUCAUCAGAACAGCAGCAGCCGUCAGUGUGAGAUCAGCUCUUCUACAAGCUGCUCUCUGUAUGAGUUCUCUAAGAACAUCCUCGACCAGCACCAUACUGGAACUUACUACUGCGCUGUGGCUGCUUGUGGGAAGAUCAUUGUUGGUAAUGGAGCAUCAGUCCACUUAACGAGUCCCACUGUGUUCUAUCUGGGAGCAGCUUUGGGAAUCUGUGUGAUGGUGAUCUGCAUUCAAGCCAUUCAAAUCUGCAGGGGGAGAGAUCAUGAUUCGGUGGUGGAGAACAAAGCCAGUCAGAACUCUGCAGCUGUGGGGCUGAAUUAUGCAGCCAAAAGCCUGAGAAUGAAGAGUGGACGCUCUGGACACAGUGUUUACUCUGAAGUCAGAUACUUCUCAGUUACUGACCCCAACAAUCACUGACUCACUGGACUCUCUUCUCUUGUAGCAGCAGAAGUGAAGUGUGGGGAUGUUUUCUGUUACUGUCAGCUUUGUAAUCUGUAUCUGUUUAUUUGUGUUUGUGCUGAUUUCAGUCAGGAUCUACAAUCAUGUGCUUCACUUUACUCUGUGCUCAAAACUGCAUGACUGAAAAAACACAGU
Messenger RNA from Pygocentrus nattereri (red-bellied piranha), 834 nucleotides. RefSeq lists its product as uncharacterized. The record is from RefSeq and is a predicted model, not a curated record. The coding region runs from base 1 to 657 and encodes 218 amino acids. NCBI's taxonomy places the organism in Eukaryota, Metazoa, Chordata, Actinopteri, Characiformes, Serrasalmidae. The transcript is spliced from 5 exons.